Molecule: messenger RNA, 8186 nt
Organism: Ruditapes philippinarum (Manila clam)
Lineage: Eukaryota; Metazoa; Mollusca; Bivalvia; Venerida; Veneridae
Product: sodium- and chloride-dependent transporter XTRP3-like
Exons: 9
Coding region: 238-2310 (690 amino acids)
Biological process (GO): sodium ion transmembrane transport
Cellular component (GO): plasma membrane
Source: RefSeq, a predicted model, not a curated record
AACUAUUCUCUACAGCGAAUAUGUUUUAUUUGCUAAUACAACCGGCCACGUGGAGUAUACCUCUAUAUUCUGUGAGAGUUUAAACACAUGAAAUAAACCAGUACAGUGCUUUAAUCGGAUAAAAAAUAUUUGUAGAACUUAUUUAAAAAAGGUCUGUUUUACGUUUUAUAAGUGAAAAGUCAAGACAGAGUAAAUUAACAACAUUAGCUGUUAAAUAUCGAUUAUAAAGAAAACAUUAUGACGAAGGAAAAGUUACACAAUGUCGAUACUGAGGAACAAUUAGAGCCUUUAAACACAGAAACUGGAUCUAAAAAACCCUUAAAGAAGCGACAAGCAUGGGAUUCUAAAUGGCAGUAUAUAUUUAUGGUGAUCAGUUAUGCUGUGGGAUUAGGAAAUGUUUGGAGAUUUCCGUAUUUAGUCCAGCAACACGGCGGCGGAGCGUUUUUAAUACCAUACCUGAUCAUGUUGUUCGCAGAAGGAAUGCCUAUACUGUAUUUAGAGUUUGCUAUUGGACAAAAAAUGCAGAAAGGGACUGUUAUAGUAUGGAACGAGAUAAACCCGCUGUUAGGCGGAAUCGGACUAGCAAGCGCCGUGACGUCAUUUAACGUUGCUAUAUAUUAUAACGCCAUUAUCAUGUGGUGUUUCUUUUAUCUUUUCCACUCAUUCCAAAGUCCACUUCCAUGGGCUUCCUGUCCAACAGAAUUUAACGAGGCUGAAAAUAAAACCAUUGAGGUGGAAGAAUGCGUUAAAGGAGGAUCUACGUCAUAUUUCUGGUACAGGAACGCGCUUGACGUCUCGCCGAGCUUGUCGUCACCUGACGGUAUUAAAUGGAAGAUGUUGCUCUGUCUCAUAUUUGCCUGGUGUAUUGUCUAUGCUUGCAUAUGGAAGGGAAUUAAGUCCUCUGGGAAGGUUGUGUAUUUUACAGCAACAUUUCCAUACAUUGUGUUACUUAUAUUCUUUGUUCGAGGUAUCACACUUCGGGGAGCAGUAGAUGGUCUCCUGCACAUGUAUACACCAAAACUUGACCGGCUUGGUGAUCCGCAAGUAUGGUUAGACGCGGCAACUCAAAUAUUCUAUUCGUUUGGUUUAGGGUUCGGAGGUCUGAUAGCGUUCUCUAGUUAUAACAAUGUACACAACAAUGUACAAAGGGACGCUAUUAUGAUAUCAAUGUGUAACUGGUUUACGGCACUCUUUGCUUCAACUGUCAUCUUUGCCGUCCUUGGUUUCAAGGCCACACUCAUGUAUGAGAACUGUCUGAAACAUAAUUUUGAGAUGUUUGGACUUGCGAACCCAGAACUUGCUAUCAAUCUUACCGAGGAGGCAUGGCAGACAACCUAUAUGAUAACCGGAAACGAAACUGUUGUUUCUGUAGCUAACGCCACGUCAUAUGCCACGUCAUACGUGAUACCAAAUAAUACAUGGACAUGCAGUUUAGAAGAUGAUCUUAACAAUGCAGCCUCCGGUACUGGCCUCGCUUUCAUAAUCUUCACUCAGGCUAUUGUUGAGUUUGGACCCUCAGCUCCGUUCUGGUCAAUUAUUUUCUUUAUGAUGUUGUUAUCCCUUGGCAUGGGUAGUGAGUUCGGGACUAUCGAGGGAUUCACAGCGUCCAUUUACGAUCUGGAACCAUUUCCGGCGAUUACACGGAAAAAAUGGCUAGUCUCAGGACUUAUUUGUGGCUUCAGCUGUCUUGUUGGUAUGUUAUUUGUACUGGGAAGUGGAUCAUACUGGGUCGCCUUAUUUGACAGUUUUGCUGGCUCUUUCCCUCUUAUCACCGUAGCAAUGUCCGAAUGUUUCACAAUAGGAUAUGUGUAUGGUGUUAACAAGUUUGCAGAUGACAUUGAGUUUAUGAUUGGAAGUAGGCCUAAUAUUUACUGGAAGGUAGUGUGGAAAUUUAUUGCUCCAUUCCUGGUUCUUGGACUUCUACUAGCUACAAUUGUCAAAUAUUUCCUCAGCCCAAUCACAUACAAGGCCUAUAAUGCUGAAACUGCAUCAAUGGUUGAUAUGGGAUAUCCCUGGUAUGGUGCUCUCGUCGCUGCUAUCUUAGUCUUCUCGGCUGUUGGUUGUAUACCAGUCAUAGCUUUACUUAGAAAAUUUAGAAUCCUCAACUGGAACUAUUCUAAACAAAUACAAGCAGAGAUGCACGGUCACACCCAGAGUACAGCUAGAUUUAUACGUUCAGUGAGCAGUGUUGAUGAAACGGACUCCGGACUUGAAUUACCAAAUGGAAAUCCACCAUACAGAGAUAACGAUGACAUGCCAGUACAAUCUUCUAUAGAUGACGGAGCUGUUAAAUUUACAGUUUUAAGCUAGGCUAUAUUUCCCACAGCAGAUCUGAGUACACAAAGAAGUCAUGUUAAGUAAAUGUGUGUAUUAAAACAAAAGUGACCUGCUUCACAAUCAUAUUACAUAGUUACACACAGUAUUACAUGCAAUUGUUAAAGAUUAACAUUGUAAAAACCUACAAGGAAUUUUUGAAAAAUGAAAUUUUGAAAAAUGAAAUUCCUUAUAUGUGGAGUUUAUUGAUAAAAACUUAAUGGUAAUAAUAACAAUAAGUACAAAGACAUACAGGUCUAUUAAAAUCAAAUAGAUUUUUCAAAAUUUGUUCAACAACAAAAUAAAAAGAUUAAGACAAUGGUUAUUAAGAAUGACCAAAGUUAAAGAUUAACCUUACAUUACACAGAGAGGACACAUGUUGGGUAUUUAUAUAUACUGACAACAUUGAGCAAGUCCUGAAUGCUUGGUUAUGCCAAGGUGUUUGAUGUAACAUUCCAGGUUAGAGAAUUGAUAUGACGAGAAAUAACCGGUUCUAGAAGUGUUUUGUAUUUAAUAAAGAUUAAAUUAAUGUGCAAGUCAAGUAAUCUUUGCAAUAAAUGUUGUUAGCAUGGCAGCUACUUGAUAACCAUGACAGUAAAUGAGUAUAUUAGUUUUAAAAAAUAUAGGAGUUUUUUAGACAUGGUAAGCUCCAACUAAGAACAUAAGUUAGCUCUAAUUCCUGACCUCCUGUCACUGUCAAAAUGAUUUUCUUUUUGUGAUGAUAUUGACUUAUCCUACUUACUUCUUUCUCUUCUGGACAAAGCAAAUGUCACUGUGUAAUGACAUUGACUUUCACAACUUACUUCCCCGCUGGACAAAGCAAAUGUCACUGUGUAAUGACAUUGACUUUCACAACUUACUUCCCCACUGGACAAAGCAAAUGUUUUUAGAUAUGAUUUACAUCAUUUUUGCUCACCACUUGACAAUGCUGUGUAAUGACAUUGACUCACACCACUUGUUCACAAUUUGACGAUUUAGUGUAAUGACAUUCACUUGUUCUCCACUGAUAAAAUAUCUAAUUGUGUGAAAGGCUUGUAGCUGCAUUACAUUUUAAUUUCUAUUGAUAAUUAUCACAUAUUUCAUUUUCUUGCAUAUCAGACAGGACUAUCUUAUCUUUUACCCGGUGCUAGAAAAAUCUGUCUUACACCCCCUAUGUAAGACAUUAGUCUCGUGUUUUAAAUGAUGUCAUUCCCACUCGCCUUUAAUGAAUGAAUUGCCUUCUUAAGAUGACAUAAUUUUGCAGUUAUGAAUGAAUGAAGACAGAAAUAUGUAACUCCUUGGUAACUGUUUAGUAAUAUGAAAGUUAAAAAAACCAAGCUAUUGUCAAAGAUGGUAUAUGUAGCUCUUGGGUAACUGUUUAGUGGAAAUUCCACAGAGCCUCAUUACUGCAUUAAACAAUUAUCCUCUAGCUAGAUUUUCCGGUCUGAACCGGCUCCAUGUAAGAUUCUUAUAAUCUAUAGUGCCCCCCCAACUGACAAUAACAAAUCUCUCAUUCAAAAUGGAUUAAAAGUGUUUGAUGUAUUUUAGGAACAGUUUGUUAAAUAGAUUUUAAAGGAAUUAAGCUACAUAAAAAAUGUGAUCAAGUAUUUCAUUGGUCAAUAUUCAUCUAAAUCUUUAAGUUCACUUAUGGAGAUCUCCAUUUGAAAGCACAUUUUGUUUUGUUUAAAAGUUUGCAGAUGUAGCAAGGGAGGCAACUGUAUUAUAAUUAUAUACUGACAAAUUUCUUUCAAAAUAUGUUUGUAAAUACUUGAAGUAGCAUGAAUAUUAAGGAAGAAUAAAAUGCUUGAGUGCUUUAUUAUUAUCCUUGUUAUGCCUUAUGUGUAACGUUGUACAUUUAUAAAAAUAGUAAAACAUUUGUAAACUAUGGUGGGAAAUAUGGGUCAGUGUAUACAUAUCAUUGACUAGCUUACACUGAUAUGUUACAUGCUAGAACAACUGUGUUUGCUUCAAAGUGAAUGUUAAAAUAACAAAAUCUAGGUUCUAUGUUGUUCAUACAAACAAUAAAUUCUGUGCUGUUCUUAGAAUAAACUAACUAUCUUUUUCCUUAUUGCUUAGAAUUCAAGUACAUGAGAAUAUUAUAAUACAAGUUUUUGGGUACUCUUGAACUCUUGAGUGUUCUCCGUUGAAUGUAAGCCACUUUUGUUGUUAAAAUAAUCAUUUGUGUUUUUAGUGUUCAAACAGUUAAUUGGUGUACAACAUUAUCAGUACAUUCAUAUCUUAUAAAGCAAAAAUAUUGUAUAUAAUGAUAUUGUUUUUUAUAACUUUGUUCAGCUUUUCAGCAUUAAAAUUGUCUGUGAUGUAAAAUAAAAUAAGUAUUUGCAGUAGACACCUUUCCUUAGCAUUUUAUCCCAUUCAUUAGUGGUUAGGGUUAGUUUAAUCCCUUUGUUUUUUUUUUCUUAUUUUGUAAAUAAAUCUUGAAUGUGAAGUGUAAAAUAUUUACAUUGCUGAUGUUAAAUCUGAGGUAUUACAUACUAAUUGUUCUGUACAUCUUAUCAUAUUUUGAUGUACAUAUAUGCACAUACAUAAUUAUAUACAUGGUCUUCAAAACAACAUUUAUGUUAUGUGAUACUGCUUAUAAAACUAAUUUAGGGCAAUUAUCUUUACUUUCAUUAUUAGUUCAUUUUGACAUUAUUUCAUUAGACUUUGUGCAUGAAAAAAUGUCAUAUAAGGAUCAAGGACAUCUGAAUAAUAGUCCUGAAAGGUCAACAACAUGUAAAUAUUAGUCAUGUUAGGUCAAGAACGAGUAAGUAUUGGUCAUGUAAGGACAUGUAAAUAUUGGUCAUGUAAGGUCAAGGACAUGUAAAUAUUAGUAAUGAAAGGUCAAUGUCAUGUAAAUAUUAGUCAUGUAAGGUCAAGAACAUGUAAAUAUUAGUCAUGAAAGGCCAAUGCCAUGUGAAUAUUAGCCAUGUAAGGUCAAGAACAAGUAAUUAUUGGUCAUGUAAGAACAUGUAAAUAUUAGUCAUGUGAGGUCAAGGACAUGUAAAUAUUAGUCAUGUAAGGUUAAGGACAUGUAAAUAUUAGUAAUGUAAGGUCAAGAUCAUGUAAAGGUCAAGUAAGUUUAAAUACAAAAAUAAGCUAUGUAAUAUGCCAGCUACCUGUAUAUUAUUAAUGAAUGGUAAUUACCUAUAUGACCUUUAUGACCUUUUAACACGUAACCUGCCAAAUCUGUGAAAUAGAAAUUGCCAAGCUUUCAAUUUGGAACAGUCCAUUCUAAUUUCAAAGUAAUUGAAUAAAUAAAUACAAAAAAUGAGCUACCAGCAGUAUAGAGCCAGGUCAGACUGCACAAUUGUGAAGGCUGGCCUUGCGGUUGCAUUACUAAGGUCAAGGGUAAACAACUAUACCAUUAGUUACAGUAUGUUCUUCACAUUCAUGUUUUAUAAUUACUCAUGUAAUUGAUUGUUAAUAUCAUAUAUAAGAUUAUCAUCAAUAUUUUGUUAAAACUUUUAUUAUAAAUUUUUAUGACAUUAUUAUUCAUGUUGAAUCAUGUUUUAAUUUCUUUGAUGCCUCACAGAAGAAAAUUGUUAUGCUCAAUUUGACAGCAUUUCAAUAUUAAUAUGCUGCAGAAAAUAAUAAAAAAAGUGCUCUUUUACUACUGGCAUUACAUUACACCUUUAAAUGUUUUAUGUGACUUAUAUAAUGUUAACUUUCAAAUUUUGAUACAACAUACAUGCACAAUUAUAUACCAGCAUUUGAGAAAAAUGGCUUCUAAUGUUUGGAGGAUAAAGGAAAAAUCAACAUUAAAUUUUCUUGCACAUUAUGUGAUACUUCAUUCAGAUUUGUUUACAAUAUUUCAUCAUUUAAAUAAUUAUAUACAAAUUUGUGUAGACAUUGUAUUGUGUUAAAUGAGAGGUUUCUAUUAUUUAGUCUUAAUGUCUGACUUUUUCAUCCAACGAGAAGGCCUAAAUUUUUGACACAGUCUAUUUUCAAUAAACUGUCUCCAGCAGCAUUGAUUUAAUCUAUCAUUUAAAUGUUAUGUCUAACUGGGUAAAGAUCAUGACAAAAUGUAGGUCAGUUAGUUAGAUGCUAAUAAAAAAAAUGAAACGAUUUAAACAGCUACAGUUGAUCCUACGUUCUUCCUGUUAUUUUUUUUAAAUCUGUUUUUUUAUUAUUAGCAUCUAACUUAUACAUAGACCGCACACAUUUAUAUAAAAAUUAACAUGCAUGUAACUAAACAUGGAGUACACUGACUGGAUAAUGUAAUAAACUAAUAUAGAAAAUAUAAUAUGUUUAUAUAAUAUGUAGAUAACAAUUUAGGAUUCUCUCAGGGAUUGUAGAUUUAUUUGUUGCAUUUAUAAAAAUAGAGAUGUUGUUAUAAACAAUACUGAGAAAAUAUUUAAAGUUACGACAGUACAUGUCUCUUAGCAAACAGACAUUUUAUUAAUUAAUUAUUUAACUGUAUUAUACAAAUCAUAAAAAAAACAUUCAUUUAUCAUUAAAUAUAUAUAAGUUGAGAUUUCACCAAUUGUUAAAAUGAUUUUAUGAAUUUGUUAUAUGGUAAAGGUUUUCAGCUAACAGCUAAAGUGGUUAUAUAAAUUUGUUGUUGUUAUAAUCAAACUAUAUGUUACAUGUGAGAUUUCAGAAAUUUGUUUUUAUGAUUCUAUGACUCUAUGUUAUAUGGUUAAAAUUGAAAUUCAUGGGCUAAAGUGGUUAUAUAUAAAUUGGAUGUAAUCAUAGUAAAUGAUAAAAGUUGAGAUUUCCACAACUGGCUAAAGUUGUUAUAUGAAUUUGUUAUUAAUCAUACUAUAUGGUAAGAAUUGAUAUUUCAGCAAUUAAAUAAUGGUAAUAUAAGCAUGGUCAUAAUUUAUGGUACAAUCUGUGGAUUUUUCUUUUUUUAUUUGCCUAUGUGUAAUUAAGCAUUCAUAAGAAAACAUGUAAAUGUGCUAUCAUAAUUAUAUUGUUGUGUAAAUAUAAACCAUAUAAUCAUCUUCAACAGAAUAAAACAUAGCAUAACAGUUUUCAUUUCGUGAUGCAACACCAUAUAUGUUUGGAAAAGGAAGUUUUGAUCACCUCAUGUUUUUUUUUAUUAUAUCAGAAUCUCAAGUUUUGUUGCCUUUAAUUUUAGAUUGAGAUUGAGUUGAGUAUAAUGUAAAUAUUGUAUAUUGUAUAUACAUGUGUGUAUGUGUGUGUGUGAAAUAUUCUACUUCUUUGUUUUCAACAAUUUUAUUGACAUUUAUGAUUUAUUGACAUAAAUACUUUUCCAAGGGCAUGUUAUAAAUAUAUAACUAUAUAUAUUGCACAGGGUUUAUCAAUAUUAAAUCUUAGAUUAAUAAACUUUGUGCAAUAGAUUGUUAUUUAUUUAUUGUUUCUAAAGUUGUUUCUAAUGUGAAUAUUUCUGCUUUAUAAAGAUUAUUCUACAAAACAUAGAAUUAAAAAAAGAAACCAUUUUAAAUGUUUAAAAGAGCAUUGCUAAAUCUUAUCAAAGCUCUACGCUUCGUAGUGAGAUAUACUUAAUAUUCUAUUUGAGCACAAAUUGUUUUAUACACUGUUCUUAUUUAUUUGAUAUACAUGUAUAUUAUAAUAGAAUGAUCUACAGUUACAUUUGAAUGGAACUCGUUUUUACUUAUCAACAUUUAGACAUAUGCCUCUAUCACAAUAAAUAUUAAUAAAGAAAUAAUUGAACUGAUGUUAUGAAAUCAGUUCAUGAAUAAUAUCAUAUAUUAAUAGUUUACUCCAAAAUUGUUACAAGAAAUUUAAUCUGUAAACUCUUGACUUCUGUAGUUAGGGUUCAAACUAUGUCAGCUGGUUUGUUAAUUUGUUAGAAUUACAUGAAUGUUAUAAACAAUGUACUAUAUAAUAAAUAGAGAACUUAUAGAACAAUUUUAUACUGAACAAAUGUAUGCUAAAUGGAAAUUAAAAAUGUCAAUAUAAUGAUU